UAGUAGCGAGCGGCCACCCAAAGGUGCCGGUGUUCUACAUAAAAUCAAUAGCGUGUAGUGUUUUCACUUUUGCCCAUAACAAUAGACGUGAAGUGGUUGUGAAUAAAAAAUUAAUUAAAUACUCGUUUAUUUAAAGUUUUUGUAAUGUGUCCGGUGCAAAAAGUAAAAAAAAAAAUUUAAUAAAUAACUAAAAAUAAUUAAAAAGAAGUGGAUAAUGAUUAGAUAGUGUUUACGUCACAGUGUAAAUUUUUGAUUGUGAAAUAAAUAAACACUUGUAUUUGUUGUUGGAUGUAAACAAAUAACUUUGCGAACAAAUCAAUAGCAAAGGUGCACGGUUGUGUUUGUUGUUGACUUUCUUGGCGGUAUAAAAUUCGAUUGCAAGCAGACAUUUCCGUGAGAAUGGACUCACCAACACCGCCAAUCGUAAUCGACGAUCCAAACGGUUCAGCAAUGGAUGCUUGCUUCACCGCAUUCGAUAAGGACGGUGAUGAUCGUCUCAGCUUGGCCGAGUUCACGCUCAUCUGUCGGGCAUUAUUCCGCAACGAUAAGGGGCAUAUUUACGAUGUGCCAGCUGAUCGGAUGCAGCAGAUUUUCGAAGUAUUCGAUACGGAUGGCGAUGGCUACAUUGAUAGAGAGGAAUUUAAAUUCUGUUGGAAUCGUUGGAUUAAAACGAUUGUACGACCGGUGAAUGCUUUCCUCAUUGUUGAUGUACAGAAUGAUUUUAUAAGUGGAUCCUUGGAUAUAAGUAAUUGCAGUGCACAGCAAAAAGGACAUGAGAUUUUGGAGCCCAUCAACAACUUGUUGGAGACCGUUGAAUUUGAUGCGAUUUUCUACUCUCUGGAUUGGCAUCCCAGCGAUCACGUUUCGUUUAUUGAUAAUGUGAAAAUGCGUCCCAUGGAUGAGUCGUCGCCUGUCGACGCAGACUCAGCGCAGGUUUUCGAUACAGUCAUCUUUGCGGGUCCACCACCGAUGAAGCAACGUCUAUGGCCGCGUCAUUGUGUACAGGAUUCGUGGGGCGCCGAACUGCAUAGGGAUUUAAAAGUGGUGGAUAAUGGCAUUAAAAUCUAUAAAGGUACAAAUCCAGAAGUCGAUUCGUACUCCGUUUUUUGGGACAAUAAGAAGCUCUCUGAUACAACAUUGAAUGCACAGCUCAAGAUGAAGGGCACAACGGAUAUUUACGUAUGUGGACUGGCAUAUGAUGUGUGUGUGGGUGCCACCGCCGUCGAUGCCUUGUCUGUCGGCUAUCGUACCAUUUUAAUUGACGACUGUUGUCGUGGCACCGAUUUCCAUGAUAUCGAGCACACCAAAGAGAAGGUGAUAAGUAAUCAUGGUGUGGUUGUGCACUCGAAUGAGGUGCGUGGCAUGAUCGAUGGACGCGAUCGACGUCCAGAACUUGGCUAUAAACUGGCAAUGGAACUUAAGAAUCCCGACUCGGCACUUUCGCAACGCAAUGGCUUCCGUCCGGUCGAUUAAAUUGCGAUUAACUGUAGAUGACAAACAUAGCUAGUAAAAGACCUACGAGACAUAAGUACAACAACAACAUAACUAUUUCACAAUCCUAUGAAAACGCUUAAUAUAUGGCUUUAAAGGCAUGCACCAGAGACAA
Zeugodacus cucurbitae (melon fly) is the source of this 1606-nucleotide messenger RNA. RefSeq names its product nicotinamidase (gene Naam). The record is from RefSeq and is a predicted model, not a curated record. NCBI's taxonomy places the organism in Eukaryota, Metazoa, Arthropoda, Insecta, Diptera, Tephritidae. The transcript has 8 exons. The coding region runs from base 400 to 1473 and encodes 357 amino acids. Gene Ontology annotation, molecular function: calcium ion binding.